AUGUCGAUCGUUGAAGGGAUUUUUGUUAAUGGUGUAACUGAAGCAUUAAAGAAACUGGUUCCUAUUAUUGGCAAGGAGAUUGUUUUAGCAUGGGGUGUAAAAGAUAAACUGAAAAAGCUUCAAAAGACUGUACAGAUGAUUCUUGUUGUAAUCGCUGAUGCUGAGAGGAAACAACUGAAUGAUGCAGCUGUAGGUCUUUGGUUGAGAAGGCUUAAAGAUGUUGCUUAUGAUGCAGAUUUUGUUUUGGAUGAGUUUUCCUACGAAACCAUGCGUAGGUGUGAAAGAGGGAACCGUUUGAAGCAUAAGGUAAUGGAUUUCGUUUCGUCUUCAAACAACCCACUUGCUUUUGGUUUCAAAAUGGCUAAGAAAAUUAAGAUUAUUAACAAAAGAUUGGACGAAAUUACUGAAGACAUGAAGAGGUUUCAUUUGCAAGAUGCAACAGACAAUACUUUUAUGGUUCAUGGUGGUAGUAGUGAGCAAAGAAGCCGACAGACUGCGUCAUCUAUGAAUGAAUCAGACAUCAUAGGACGGGAUGAUGAUAAGAACAGAUUAGUAGAUAUUUUAACACAGGUCAUUCCAUCAUCAACAUCACCUGAUACCAAUCCUGAAAAUGUUUCAGUGGUUUCCAUAGUGGGGAUGGGGGGACUUGGGAAAACAAGUAUAGCCCAGGUUGUCUACAAAGAUGAGAUGGUAAAUAAACUUUUUGAGCUAACAAUGUGGGUCCAUGUAUCUGCAUAUUUUGAUUUGGAAAAGCUCUUAACAAAAAUUAUGGAGUCCUCAACUCACAAUAAAUUUGAUGCUCCAUCAAACUUCUCUGUACUAGUAAGUAAAGUUGAAGAACAACUAAAUGGGAAGAAGUAUUUGCUAGUACUUGACGAUCUAUGGAACGAGAAUGCUGAGGAAUGGGAGAGACUCUACAGUCAGUUGCUUGUUGGUGCUCAAGGGAGUAAAAUAUUAAUCACUACUCGUAAAACUCAGGUUGCAGAUGUUGUGAAGGGAAGUAUUCCUCCAUACAAAUUGGAAAAAUUGCAGGAUGAUGAAUGUUGGUCUAUUAUUGAGAAGAAAGCAUUUUCUCCCGGCGGAGCUCUAAAGACAGCAAACGUGACAAGUAUAGGGCGAGAAAUAGCGAAAAGAUGCAGCGGUUUACCACUUGCAGCAAAAUUCCUAGGAGGUCUAAUGCGAUCAAGAAAUAAAGAAGUCAAUUGGUUGUCUAUUCUAGAAAAUGAUAUUUGGAGAACACCAGAAAGUCAAAGCACGAUCAUGCCGAUUCUAAAAUUGAGCUAUGAUAACUUGUCGUCAGAGUUGAAACAAUGCUUCUCCUACUGCUCUAUAUUUCCCAAGGAUUGGGAGAUAAAUAGAGUAACAAUGGUUCAGUUGUGGAUAGCAGAAGGAUUUUUGGACACUUGUAAUGUGGGAAACGGAAGAUCUAUCUAUUGA
Messenger RNA from Papaver somniferum (opium poppy), 1437 nucleotides. RefSeq names its product disease resistance protein RGA2-like. NCBI's taxonomy places the organism in Eukaryota, Viridiplantae, Streptophyta, Magnoliopsida, Ranunculales, Papaveraceae. Gene Ontology annotation, biological process: defense response to other organism. The transcript has a single exon. Bases 1 to 1437 code for a protein of 478 amino acids. The record is from RefSeq and is a predicted model, not a curated record. Gene Ontology annotation, molecular function: ADP binding.